GCAAUAUUAAAAGCACUAAUAAACAUGGCGUCAGUAGGAGAAGGCGACUGUCACAAAGACCCAAAUUUUGCAGUUAUUUGUUCCUUCUUUGACAAAUACAGCUCUUCUUUAGGACUUCCAGAAAUAAGCUAUACAGAAUUGCAAAAAUAUUUAGAGGAUACAGAUAGUGAUGUCUCCAAUGUGUUAAUUGAUAUUCAUGUGAGAUUAUUGAGAAGGAUUGGGAAAUCUUCUGUGACUCCAGAACGCUUUGAAAAGAACAUUAUUAAGUUUAUUCAUCAUUAUUCUGAAUUUGAUGCAUGGGAAGUUGAGAGUUAUGGAUACAAACAUGCAAAGCUGGAUACAAAGCUUCGAAUUCUUAAGAACCUUCUGGAGAGUCAGUUUGAUUACAAUGUCAAGUUCAAAGAGAAAGUUAAUGAAAGUAGUGCCGAGGACAUGCGCUUUCUACCCAUUGGCAGAGAUAAAGAGGGUCAAGCUUAUUGGUAUUUUUUGGAUAAAGACAUGAACUUACUGGUGUACAAAGAAGAGCAGGAUGAUGAUGCUGCCAAUACUUGGCAGCUUGUUUGUAGUGACAGACAAGAUCUAGCAAAGCUGGUAAACUCUUUACAAAAUGACAAUCGUAGUCAAGAAGAAAAGGAUAAACUUAGUACAGCUGAUUCUCCAAGCAGCAAAGAGGGCAGCCAUGAAAAAGACAUAGAUAGGAAAGAAUCUAUUAUAAAAGUUGAAGAGAAUGGUUGCUCAGAAAGUACAAUUCCAGUAGACAGUAAAGAAAGAUUCAUUGAAAUAAAGAUACAUAAAUGUGACUCAAUAGAUGCUUAUAAACAAGAAAAUCCAGAACCUAAGACAGUAGUUAUGAAGAAAGAAGUGGAGGAUAUAGUUGUUAAAGCAAGUCCAAACAAAGCUAAGAAAACUACGAAAAAAACACGUGAGAGAAAUGGAACUGCCAAUAAAGGUGAGGCUAGUCUGACAGGUGCCAGUGAUGUCCUUGGUCAAAGUCAAAAUACUUCCUCUGUUAAGGAUAGUGCAAAUGGACCAAAGACAGUAUGUGAAUUGAAAAUCUUGAAUGAAGUGAUAGACUUAAAGGAAACGAAUGAAAAGCAAGAAGUUACUAGCUGUCUCUCGAUAGCAGAGGAAUGUAGUGGCUCACUUUUAUUGCUGCCAUCCAACCAAGAAGCAGUUUUAGAAAAAGUUGAUUCAUCAGUCGCUGAAACUCCUUGUGCUGUAAAGGAAGUCACAGACAUUAGAAAUGAGACGCAGAAACCUCUAGCUACUCAUAGUCCUGAAGAUUUAAGCAUAUUUUCUAAGUGUUUAGAAAAAGAUAAGGGGGACAAUCUUUCAUUAAAUGAGACAAGCAGCAGUUCAGUCUUAUGUGAAGAUUCAUCAGUGUCAGGCCAGAUAAGUGAACAAGUACUAGAUCUGUCUACAAGUGUAAAUACACCUAAAAUUGUCAGGGAACAAAUUUCUGACAGUCAGUGCUUAAGUAAACUUGACGAAACAUCAGUUGAAAUAAAAAUUUCUGAGGUGACUGCUGGAAGCUGUAACAAUGAUGACUGUACCACUUUAUGCAAUGAAAUGGGUAAGAUAGAUUUUACAACCAAAAGUAAACAAAUUACACUUCCAGAGACAGGAGUGGAUGAAUCAGUCAGAGAAGUCAGUCCAUCUACAGCCCUACCCAGAACUGAUCAGACCUCCUCAGAAGCAGAAACUAACACUGAUUCUAUGUCUGCUAAAGAGGAACCUAGUUCUCAAUCAAAACUCUGUAAAACUAUCCCUGUUAACAUGCUAGCAGCCAAUGAAGUAAUAUGCCCUCAUACUAACAAAGAUCCUCCUGAUAAACAAGAUGAUACAGAAAACAUGAACAAUCAUGAAAAGCUAAGUCAGGACAAAAAUGACGUGGAUUCAGUGCUUGUAAAUAUUAGUGAUAAAUCUUGUAAAAGCAAUAUUGAAACCCAGCAGUUAACCGUAUGUAUAGAUAAAGAAUCUGAUAGUAAUAAAAUAGAUGAACAUUUGACUGGUGAAAUGAGAGAAGAAAAAAGGAAUUUAAAUGUAAGUGGUACUAAAAUAGUUUCAGAUGAAGAAGGAAAAUUGGCCACUGAUGUAUCAAGUGAUAAAACUAGUAAUAUUAAUGAGGAUAAUAAAGUAAAAUUCUCUGAUAAGCCUAAUGAAACCUCUGACAUCCAUGAUAAAAAAUCUGAAGAAUUAUCUCCUGAAAAAAGUACAGAAAUAUGUGCUAUUAAAUGCAGCAAACAUUCUGAGACCUGUGUCUCUGUUGAAGGGAACCCAGUUGAGCUCCAUGCUGUAGAGAAUGAUAAUUCUCCAGAAAAAAAUUCUGAUGACGCAUUAGUGCCAGAGAAGUUGAAAGAAACUUGUGUUAUUUCUGGCAAAAUGCCCACUGAAUCUGAAGAAUUUAAACCAGUUGAAACACCUGAUUUAGAAAAAAAUAAAACUACUGAAGUAGUUCCCUCAGAAAAUGUAUCUGCUGAGGUGUCUGCUAGGGAAGAAAAGAUAUCUACUGAUGUUUUUGUUUCUGAAGAAAACAAAAGUACCCAAUUUUAUCUUCUAAAUGCAUCUGUUCCUGAAGGAAACAUUUCUGAAAUUCCUACAAAAAAUAUAGCGGCUGAGACAUCUGUUGCAGAAUCUAUUGAUGACUCUGUUCCCAAAGAAAAUGUAUCCACUGAUGCAUCAGUUGCUGAAGAAAAUAAAUCAUCUGAAGUUUCUGAUCCCAAAGUUAUUGUUUCUUCUGAUGCAUUAGGCGCGGAAGAAAGCAAAUCUACUGAAGCUUUUGUUCCUAAAGAAAAUCUAUCUACUGAUACAUCAGUUGAAAAAGAAAAUAAAUCUACAGCUUGGGCUUUUGACAAAGAUGUAUCAACAGAUACAGUAGUUUCUGAUGACAAUAAAUCUAUUGAAGCUUUUGUUUCUGAAGAAAAUAAAUCGACUGAAGCUUCUGUUUCUGAAGAAAUUAAAUCUACUGAAGCUUCUGUUUCUGAAGAAAAUAAAUUGACUGAAGCUUCUGUUUCUGAAGAAAUUAAAUCUACUGAAGCUUCUGUUUCUGAAGAAAAUAAAUUGACUGAAGCUUCUAUCUCUGAAGAGACUAAUUGUACUGAAGUUUCUGUUUCUGAAGAAAAUAAAUCAAUUGAAGCUUCUGCUGUUUCUGAAGAAAAUAAAUCUUCUGAAGUUUGCAUUUCUAAAGAAAAAAAAUCUAUUGAAGCUUCUGUUUCUGAAGAUAAAAAGUCCAGUGAAGCUCUCAUUUCUGAAGAAAAUAAAUCUACAGAAACUGCUAUUUCUGGAGAAAAUAAAUCUACUGAAGCUUCUGUUUCCGUAGAAAAUAAAUCUAUGGAAACUGAUGUUUCUCUAGAAAAUAAAGCUACUGAAGCUUCUGUCUCCAGAGAAAAUAAAUCUAUGAAAACUGAUGUUUCUGAAGAAAUUAAUUCUACUGAAACUUCUGUUUCUAAAGAAAAUAAAUGUAAUGAAGCUUCUAUUUUUAAAGAAAGAAAAUCUGUGCAAGAUUCAGUUCCCAAAGAAACUGUUGAAUUAAGUAAAACAAUUGAGUGUUCAACUUCCGAACAAAAGGAAGCUAAUGCCAAUGUCACUUUUACAGGUAGUGAUAAAAUUAUUGACAUCAAUAGCUCAACUGCAUUAAAUUUAUCCAAAGCUAUAUCCAAUAAUACAAGUAAUACUCCUGACACUAUAGCAAAAGUAGAUGAUUCUAUAAUUGUUAAGAGUGAGAAUAAUUCUCAACUGGAACCAGAGGAAUCUGCUUGUGAACAUGAACCUCUCUCUCAAAAACAGGUCAGUAAAUCAAGAACUAGAAAACCAAAGGUCUCUAAUAAAAAGAAUACACUUGUAGAUGGGACUUUACUAGAAACGAAGACAAAUGAGACAUUUACCCAAGAAUCCCAACAAAUGGCAGGGGGGGAAUUACAGAAAUCUUCAGGUAAUGAGCCUCACCGCAAUCUCAAAAGAGCUGCCCCUGAGCCAGGUAGUGAUGACUUUGUUGAUUCUGAACCGAAUGGGAAAAAGGCAAAGCAGGCUGUAAAGAACCAGAAAUCUAGGCGUGGACGCAAUGCUGCUGCCAGAGGCCUCGCUGCCAAAGUAGCUGCUGGUGAUACAGAGAGUGAUGACAGUGAGAUCCCAUUGUCUGAAAUAAGAAGCAGAGGCCAACUGAAAGCUGCACGAUCUAAGGCUGGCAAUGCAAAGACUGUUGGUAACAAUAAGGGUCAAGAAAAUGAUGUAGAAGAAAAUGCUGCUAAUGCCAAGCGAGCAAAGAAAAAAAAACCUGGCUCCAGCAGUGAGCCAGUCACUGAAGAGGAAGUCACUCCUGCUAAGAAAGGUCGAAAUCUAGCUCAAUCAUCUGCAGCUAAGAAGAAAGCAACCAAAGUAGCACAAAGUAAUAAAGCUGCUAAGAAAAAUGAACCCAAAACUUUAGCCAAGGAUAAUGAGGAAGAGAGUGGUGGGCGUCGUCGCAGCCUGAGAGUCCAACAGUUAAAGGCUAGGAGACCUCCAACACCUAGCUCACCAAGUGAAGUUUCAGAAGAUGAAGAUGAAACUGAAGGAGAAAACUUGGACAAGGAUUUCUUUGACUCAUCAUUCACCCCUGAAGAGGAGUCAGGAGAUGAAGAAUUUAAGCCCAAAGGGAGAAAUUUUCAGAGGCAAGCUGCAAGAACAGAGCAUGUGAAUGAUGAAGAGGUAGUCAAUGAUGACACACCCUGUGUGAAGUGUGGAAAAUAUAAUCAUCCUGAAAUGAUUCUCCUAUGUGAUAAAUGUGAUGCCGGUUACCAUACUGCUUGUCUGAGACCUCCACUCAUGCUUAUACCAGAUGGGGAUUGGUUUUGUCCACCAUGUGAACAUUUGAUGUUGAUCACCAAACUCCUUGAGUGUUUACAAGCCUUGGAUAAUGCCAUGAAAAAGAAGGACAGAUUAAGUAAAAGGCAGGAAAGAUUGGCAUUUGUUGGUAUUAACAUAAGCAAUAUUCUACAUGGGGAUCGCAAAUCUUAUACCCAGGAUAAGAAGUUAAAAGAAGAUCAACAAUGUCAAGAAAAUGAAGAAAGUGAUACCCAAGAGGAUUCUCAAAGCUCAUCAUCUGAAUCUGAGUCACCUAAGAGAACCUUCAGAUCCGAGCGACUGGCGCUUAGGCAAGCGCAAAAAAGGUCCAGACAUGAGAAACAUAAGCAGCGCAGAUCCAGGCAUCCUCAGAGCCCUGACGGUGAAGUUCUAACCAAACGCACAUGUCGGUUGAGAAAUGCUGUCAGCUACCAGUUUAAAGAGUUUGAUGAGUUGAUAAGCAAUGCCAUUGAAGACGACAAACCCUGCAAACGAGAGAAGCCUCCAGGUCAGUAUGUUACAUGUAUAAGAAGAGGCAAAGAUAUGUCCAACAUACUUGGUGCCUCUGAUGAAGAGGAUGAGAAAAUUCGCCUACGUGAUGGAGAUACUGGGCCCCCCCCACCAGUUUUGAAGAAAAGAACCAAACGUAAGCUGACUAAACUGGACAGUGAUGAGGAACCUGAUGAAGAUGAUGACAGUGAAGAGUUCAAACUCUCAGAUGAGGAAGACAGUUCAGAAGCAAGUGAUGCUGAGGAAGAAGAGGAUGAUGCCAGCUCUACCAACUUGGACUCUGGAGAUUGGAAACCAAAGAAAACCUGGUACAAUAGCAACUCCCCUUCACAUAGACCUAAGAGGAAAGCUAAAAGUUUUGUGGUGGAUGAUGAUGAUUAUGAGAGUGAUGAACGCUGCAACAAAAGACGGUCUACUAGGAACUCUAAUCGAGGUCGCGUUCAUUACAAUGUCUGGGACUCUGAGGAUGAGGAAACAGAAAUAGAGCAGAGCACCUCAGAUUUUUGUUCUGAUGACUCUGACUCAUUCAGUGGCAAGAAAAAGAAACAGAAAGCCAAAUCUGCAACUGCGAAAAAGAAAGGAAAAGUCAAAGAAGAGGAAGGAAGUGAUUCACAGUCAGAUAGUUCAAUAGCUCGAAGAAGAAAACUCCUCAGAAAGCUGGUGAAGAAAAGAAGGAAAGAUACCAGUGAGAGCCCUGACUCUGAAAUUGAAUCCCAAAAGAAAAAUGAAAAAAGCUCAAAGAAAAAAACAAAAAAAUCCAGUUCUGAAGACACUGAUUAUAGUGCCACAGAAGAUUCAGAUUCAGGGGAGUCCCCUAAAUUUAAAAAGAAAAAUGUUUUGAGAUCUUCAGAUGAAGAUACCGACAAAACUGUUGACGAGGAUGCUGAAAAGUCUUUUCCUCUUAAAGAGGAACAAAAACCUGUUGAGGCUGAGCUGGAAACUGUACCAGUUAAGAAGAAACCGUCUCUUGAGGUUCCUAUAACUGAAGCACUUACAAUAGAAGUUCCCACCAAAGAAGCCCCUGCUGAAGAAACUCUCAAAAAAGAAGAAAUCCAACCAAAGCCUGAAGUUGUGCCAAAAAGUAAGCCUAGAAUUGGUCCAAAGUCUAAGAUGAGACAAAUGAAGGGGAAGAAGAGAAACGAGCAGCAAGAGCCAGGGAAUGCUCCUGUUGCAUCAGAGGAUAAUGUGCCUGACAAAGUUAGAAAAGUGAGCGAUGAGGAGGCCGAGCGCACAGAAGAGAUGAAAUUCGCAAAGGCCAGCACAGUAAAAAAGCCUCCUGCUCGCCGUCAAAGAGGCAAAAGUAAAGAAUGCUUAUCUGAGCCUGGGCAACUAGAAAUUAAACCACAAGCUCUUGUUGAUAAAAAUUCUGACAACUUACUGGUGGAGCCAGAACGACAAGUCACCAAGAAAAAGAAGGUUCCCAACUUUUUAGAUGUUCCUUCAGGAGGAGAGGACAGUGAUGACCAAAAAUCAAAUAAAUCCCAGAAAUUGUCUUCUGAUAGUACAGAAAAGGAUACCUCGAAAGUUGACUUGGCUAAUGUCAGCACGGUUCCCCAGGCCCCUGUUGAAUUACAUUCUAAUUAUGGUGGCUACCCUUAUCCAGGUCAGACAAGUCACCCACACCCCAUGCAGUUUGCACCCAAUCCUGCUCAUUAUCACCCAUCACACUCUCCAGAAGAUAUGUCUUCAUUCUCACACGAGCAUCCACCACCUCAUUCUGGACAACCACACUCUUCACACCAGAGGCCGAUGAUAGGACCCUCCCGACAGCCUCCUCCUCGCUUUGAUCACCCCCACUUCCCCCCUUCCCAUGUUAGCAUGAAUCCCAUGCAUCAGAUUGGGUCCCCCAUGAGACAUCCUAUGUAUCCUCCUGGUGCUAACACUAACCCUGCUUAUCACUUCCAGCCUGGAAUGAACCAAGGAUAUCCAACUCAGGAGCCUGGUGAGGUUAUCAGUCAAGCACACAAGCCAAUGGCUCACUCUAAUUACUCUCAACAUAAACCACCUCCUCCUCCAGGAGUUAUGGCCCACUCAUCCAUGCAACAGAAUGCUAGCUUCCACAUGCAACAGCCAAAUGAUAUACCUACUGGUUACAUGCAAAAUUAUAGUUCAAAUAGAAUGCCACUCCCCAAAGAAACUGCAUCUCAAGGUAGGCGUGAAAUGGUGCCAGGGAAUGCAAGAGAGAUGGGCCCUGGAAAUAUCAGGGAGAUGGGCCCAGGAAAAGUAAGAGAAAUGGCUCCUGCACCCAGAGAAACUGGAUCAGGAAAUGCAAGAGAUAUGGGCCCUGGAAAUAUCAGGGAGAUGGGUCCAGGAAAAGUAAGAGAAAUGGCACCUGGUCAUAGAGAAAUUGGACCAGGAAAUGCAAGAGAUAUGGGCCAUGGAAAUAUCAGGGAGAUGGGCCCAGGAAAUGUAAGAGAAAUGGCACCUGGUCAUAGAGAAAUUGGACCAGGAAAUGCAAGAGAUAUGGGCCAUGGAAAUAUCAGGGAGAUGGGCCCAGGAAAUGUAAGAGAAAUGGUUCCUGGACAUAGAGACAUUGGACCAGGAAAUGAAAGAGUCAUUGGCCCUGGAAGUGCUAGACCUGAAAGAGAAAUAGGCCCAAGUGGUGCUAGAGAUAUUCAUUCUGGUUCUCUUAGAGAUCUGGGCCCUGGAGAAUCCAGAGACAUGGGCCCAAGUGGUCCUAGGGAUAUUGUUCCUAGUAGUGCCAGAGACAUGGCUCAUGGGGGUCAUAGAGAGAUGGGUCCUGGUGGACUCAGGGAGAUGAGCCAAGGAGGUCCAAGGGAGAUGAGCCAAGGUGGUCCAAGAGAGAUGGGUCAAGGAGGUCCAAGGGAGAUGGGCCCUGGCAGUUUAAGAGAGAUGGGACAUCCAUAUUAUGGUAUACAAACACCUUAUCACAGCAUGCAUCAGCAUUAUCCAGGUCACUACCAAGGUGGAAUAUCAGGUCACCAAAUGUCUUCACCACUAAAUAGCAUGGGUCAGAUGACCAAAAAUCUUGGCCAUGAACAUAGUAUGCCUCAAUCUUUUUCACAUAUGCCCAGUACAGAUGGAAGCAGAGAACAACAUUCUACUAUGGUUUCUCCUCACAAAGUAGAAACAGAACAAAAGCAGCGAUACACUCCAGAAAAAUCAGAAAUGAAUAAUGUUAAAAAAAAUGAAGGGAAAGAAGGGAAGCGUUCCAAAGCUCAAAACAAAUCCAAACCUAGAAUGAAAGUCACUAGCCCUCCGAUGGGUGCUACGGAACCAACUGCAGCUGUUACCAAAUCAUCUAAGUCUGGCAUGGGAGAUCAAGAGGGAGUCACAGAUGAAAAAGAUGUACAUAGAUCAGUCCCUAUGGGUGAUGCAAAUCUCAGUGUACAGCCAGGUGUAGCAGGGUAUAAAUCACUGGAACAGGCUUAUGGUGGCCCAGGGCAUAUGCCACCAUAUCCAAUUCCUUACACUGCACACAGCCAGCCUCACUCUUUAUCGAUGGCCCAUCCACCCAAGCAUGCCUCUUUCAUGCCACCAAGCGCUCAUAUGCCUCCAAACCAUGCUCCAACAUCAGGUUCAUCACCUUUUAAACCUGAAAUGGGACAGGUCAGUGCUGACAUCAAGCCCAACAUUGUUGACAACAAAGGUGAAAUUUCAAAACAGACAUUAUCCCCAACUGAUCAAAAGCCAAAUGUGACCUAUACCACCAACCCACCACAAAACCAAGUUAAAGGUCCCACUGAGCCUACCUCGAAUCAGGUCAACCCAGCAACCAUGCCAUAUCCACAGAGAUAUGCCGGGCCACCAAAUGUUCAGGGCCCCAACCAAAUCCCAGCUCAUGGGCAUUAUCAUUAUCCUGGGCCCUAUUAUCAAUCAUAUGGUCAUCCACCAGGUCAGGCUAUGCACCCCCCAAACACCUGGCCUCAGAAUAUGCCGCCAUAUGGACCUAGGAUGGGAUCACCAAAUGCCUAUCCCUAUAGUGUACAUUCAGAGGCCAUGAAUCAAGGCUAUAAUAUCAUGACAAAAAAUGCCCCACCUAGUACCAAAGAGACAACUGCCUCUAACCCAAAUACCACUAAAAUGAACCCAGAAGCAAUGAAUGCACAGUUUUCCAAAUCACUUAGGCAGUCUAAUUCUGGAAAUGAAACAGACCACUCUACUACAGAAAAAAUGGAUAGUCAGAACCCUCAGAAUGCAAACAAAUCAAGUGAAACCAAACCACCUGUUGAGGGUGAGCUAGCCAAAGAUCCACCAAAAGAUCCACAGCAUCAAGUACCACACACAGCAGCUCAGCUACCUCAUAGGCCAGUGCCAUCUCAUUCUAGCUCAUCUUCCAAGAGCUCAGAUGUUUUAUCCUCAAGUCAAGCGGAAUCCCUUUCCACCUCUGCACCAUCUGGUCCAAAACAGCUUCAUCAUUUAACAACGGCAGUUAGCACUGCUGCCAUGAACAGCUGGGCCGAAUCCAUGCAUUAUCAACAACAACAUGGUGUGAGCUCCUGGCCAGGGAUGAAUGACCCUAACCAGAUUAGAAUGAUGCAGUCUUAUGCAGCUUCAGGCAUGAUGGGUGGCCCUCACUAUCCUCCUAAAUUUCAUCAGCAGCAUGUUCAUGGUAAUGUUCAUCCAGAUCAAAAAAUGGGCCACUCUGAUGGGAGGCUGAUGGGUCCUAAUGAUGGUAGACCUAUUGGCCCUACUGAGAGCAGGCCUAUGGGCCCUGGUCCUUAUUUGUCCCAAGGUUAUCAAGGAUUUGAAGGUGGCUACCCGCCUUCCAAUUCAUUAUCUCAGUCUCAAGGUCAAGACUAUUCUCGGUCUUCUCAAAGGCCUGAUUUGAAUAGUAAGCAAACUUUGAAACCACAAGAAGAUUCCCUCAAUCUCAGCCUUGACCAAAGCCAGUCAGGAGAUGAUCUUGCAGCUGAAUCAAAUGCCGCAUCAAAACCUAAACGUGCUAAAACACAGAAAAAGUCUGCUAAGGAUGGCAGUGGUUCCGGAAGGGUUAGAUCUGCUAAAGGGCGUGGAAGAGGCAGGGGGGGAUUUAUGAUUGACAAUCUCCUGCAGGCUCGUGGCAUUGAAGGGGAAGAGGAAGGUGAGGACAGCGGGGAGAUGAAAGACAUUGUUAGCUAUGUGACCACCGAUGAAUAUUUUAAGCAACAGACAAGUUCUUAGUUCAGUUUUUGGAUGCUUAGAAGAAAAUGUGUCUAACCAGUUUUAUCACUGGUCCUUGUGUUUAAGGAUUUGCUAUUCUACUGAAUUUGUGUCCAUAUACCAUUGUGUACAUAAUUUUUGUCACAGAAACAUAUACAUUUAUAUUAUUACAUAAUAGAAAAAAUGUUUAUUUUUACUGUUUCUGCUCAUGAGUAAAUUUGAAGUAUUAUUAAUGUUACCUGAACAUUGAUAUCCCUGUCUUCUUAUUCUAGUAUAUAUAUAUAUAUAUAUAUAUAUAUCCAUAAGUUUUCUGUGUAACAAGGCUAGUUUAGUUUGCUACCCUUGACUCAAUUUAAAGUUUUGAGACUCAAAUGGGAGCAUUUUAGUCUAAUUGUAGCACAAUGAAUCCAUGUAUUAUAGUUUUACUCAACAAAGUUGAUGGUUGUUUAUGUGUGUGUAUUGAUUAAUAACACUAGAACAGAGAAUAAUGUCUACAAUGAUUUAUACUUUAAUGUCAAAUUUUUUGCUAGUCAUAAUUUGUCAUUUUGCAUAUUUGUAAAAUGUCAGUAACCAUAAGUUUGCAUUUUUAGUGUUGAUUUGUGUGUAGAAGUUGCUUGUAGAAGUUCAAAACUUGACUUUGAAUAAAUCAGUCGUACUUAAACAGGGAUGUAGUGUUUUUUUUUAAUAGCAUUAAAUAAAGUAAAAAUAAAUACUCUUGUCAGUUUAAAAUUAUUUUUGUUUUCACUUUGAAAUAUUCUACUUCUAUAGAAAAUGAAAUUGAAUGUAUACUGAACAAAAUGUUAUAUACUGUAUUUAUUAUUGCCAAAGUAAUUUUUUUUUUGGUAAUAUACUUUGGGAAAAUGUUAUUUACCAAAGUGACUGGUUAAGAACUGUAAUUACUGAGGCCUUUUUAAAAUAAAGGUUAAGGAUGGGUGUAGUACAUGACUAGGCAGACCCACAUCUAAUGCUGACAAAACUGUUGUCCACCGGGGGUCUGCUUAAAUUCUCUUUUUGACAUCUACACUUGCCAUCGGUCAACCUUGUUGUAUCUCUGUGUUGAUCUGAAUAGACCAACCUUUUGUGGACUCCUGAGUGUAGUUAUGGCCAUGGUGAUUGUUUUGUUUUUUUUAACUCUUCUGGAAGCCAAUGGGGUAGUUUACCAAGUCACCAUUAUAAAAUUAUAUUGUCUGGUGAAAUUGUUUUUGAACUAAUUUUAUGUUACAAAAGCAUUUUCUAUCUGUAUUUAAAUGCUGGUCUGUGUGCUGGGUGACAGGAAUAAUUUGGAAAAACAUUGAAUUGAUAAUUUUAUUGUUAAUAAAUAUUUGAAUCAUAUUGUUUUAAAAGCAGAUGAGUUUUUACUAAAUAUGUGUGCCCUCUAUCUGUAAAUAGAUUUUAUAAUAAUAUUUUGUGUUUGUUUUUUGGAAACUCUUCUACAAUGUAAUUAUUAUUAUUUUCUGCUAGAUGAGAUCCUAUUGGUCUGAAAUAAAGUACAAAUUUAUUUGUUGUAUUUAAAUUCCUUUCCCCUCUUCUUUAUAAAUAACUUUCUGUUGAAAUGGAUUUAGGCAGGACCUAUCUUUAAGUUAUCUUGCUUAGUGCUAGAUGCACAGUUGAACUUUGUCAAGCUACUCUACCUGAAUAGCCUGUUAUUUUCAUGAUUUUCUAGAAUCCAGACUGAUAGCUAUCUAUGAUUAAUAAAAUAUGUUAUCAAACAUCAGGUAUUACAAACAAAUUAGAUGAUCUAGUGAAAUUGGAUACAAUUAAGUUUGAUAGUAGAUGUCAUUUUAAGAUUUAAAAAAAAAUCUUGAAGAACUAAUUAGAUGAACGAAAAACAACUUGAUGUUGUAAUUUUCCUUUGUACCUGUAUACAGUAUUUGUCUUACUUGUGUCUCACUGUAACUUGAUUAUGACAAAAUAACUUGCUUAUUAAAUGAAUUAUUUGAUUGGGACAUUAAAUAGUAAUCAACUUUUUGAUUUUGGAAAGCAUCAUUACUUUGGACCUCCAUUGUUGAGAAAUCAUUUCAAGUGAUUGAACAAAUACUUACAUAGAUUAAUUGACCUAAGUUUAUCAGUUUAGGCACACACACAAAAAUAUUAGGUUUAUACAAUAAUUACACAUAGAAUACAAAAAUAUCCAAUUAUUCUACUUCAGUGGUAUAUUUCAGAAUUAAUGCCCAUUUCUCAAAAAUAUUUGAUCAAAUAUAUAUGGAUAAAUAGAUUUUUUUCUCUCACCUUUCUGAAAUAUAUUACUGUACCAAAAUAUUUAUCUUAAAAAAAAUUGUAUAUUGCAAAGAGUAAAUGAACUCUUAAACUCUAUUUUAUUGAUUGAAUAAUUUACAAUUUGGAAAGAGGUUGGCCAAAAUGAUACAUUGAAUGCUGAGAUGAUGUGAACAAAAAUCCUCCUUAAAGCUGUGAAGAUGUAUUCCAUUCAACCAGAAUUGAAUCUAUCUGAGAGCAUACCCCAUUGAUAACCAAUAAAGUUGUUUUUUUUUUAUUAAAUAUUAAAUUAUGUAUAGAAAUGUGGACUGUGAGUAGGGAAUGGUUUCAGAUCUUUAUAUUUGAAUUUAUUCCUUUGGUUUCAAUUUAUGUUUGGUUGUGCUCGCCCAGUCCAUUCUUUUUCUACAUUAAGUUUGUACAUAUUGUACAUAGAACAGUUGGUCAUUACUCUGAUAAUUACAAAAAGCUAUUGUUUUUUUUUUUUUUUGAAGUAUUGACUCAUAAUUUGAAGUUGUGCAAAUUUAUCAUUUUAAUUUAUCUCAUUUCUACGUCCAUACAAAAUGUAAAUAAUGACAUUUUAGUAAAUUUGAUUUGUAUCUCAAUGUCCUAGUUUAAAGAGUUAUGUUUAUCUCACAUUUGGAUGUUUUGGGGGUUUGCAAAGAUUAGAUUAUAAAAAGAAAGUAUAUAUUUUUAUUUUAAUACAUGUACAUAACUUGAUGUUUUAUUAUUUUUUGUUUAUAUACUGUAAAUGUAAUGAGGAUUGCACAUCAAUCUUUAUGAUUUGACAUGUUCUUGCAAGAACAUUUUAUUUAAAAAAAUAAGAAACCUAAAAAACAAACUUAGUGGUCCAAUGUAUUACUCUCCUGCUAAGAAUCACACAAAAAGAAACCCCCUUAUGUGGGUUAAUUUUUGUAUAGACACAUUAAUAAGAGCCUCUGAUCCAAUGUACAGUUUUAUUUUGCCCUCUUCAAUGUUGUCAUUAAAAUGCUUUUUAGAAACUUAUUUCUAAAAGAAAACCAAACUUUGUAAAUAAAAUGGAUAACUUAGAUACUUGCUGUUGUUGUCUUGUAUAUCCAAAUAAAAUACAGUCCUUCAA
Messenger RNA from Biomphalaria glabrata, 13741 nucleotides. RefSeq lists its product as uncharacterized. Gene Ontology annotation, cellular component: RSF complex. Lineage: Eukaryota; Metazoa; Mollusca; Gastropoda; Planorbidae. Gene Ontology annotation, biological process: regulation of DNA-templated transcription. The transcript has 16 exons. Bases 25 to 10452 code for a protein of 3475 amino acids. The record is from RefSeq and is a predicted model, not a curated record.